Messenger RNA from Megalopta genalis, 10392 nucleotides. RefSeq names its product domino helicase (gene dom). The record is from RefSeq and is a predicted model, not a curated record. Gene Ontology annotation, biological process: chromatin remodeling. NCBI's taxonomy places the organism in Eukaryota, Metazoa, Arthropoda, Insecta, Hymenoptera, Halictidae. Gene Ontology annotation, cellular component: Swr1 complex. Gene Ontology annotation, molecular function: histone binding; ATP binding; ATP hydrolysis activity.
GAUUGUACGUAUUACACGCGGUCACCUCGUUAAGCAAAGUAGAAUCAAGCCUGAAUUUGAAAAAACAUGUGUUGCAAGUUCUAAUGCGUUAAUUCGCGUUCGUUUCUUUCGUCAUGGUUCAUUCUCGAUCCAUCGUAGAUACGAUCAGGGUUUUGCCUCGGAAAAUUCAUGGGGAGUUCGUUAUCACGUUCAAAAAUGUGUUUGGUACACGUCCCACGAGAAAAUCUUACGUGAAUAUUCAUUAUCGAUAUAGUCAUUUAUUUGAAUUCGGUUAAAAAACGACGUAGGGACAUCGACACGGUGAAUAUCGGGAAACAAAGAUCAACUAAAAAUGUGAUAUGUAAUGAGCGAUAAGCAGUCUGCAUCUAUUUUGCCACCCCUUAAUGGGGGUGGAGGAAACAAUGGGGGUAGCAAUGGCAGUACACCGCAACAAACUGUUAGUUUGCAGCAGGUACUUGCCACUGCUCAGGGGCUCAAUGUCCUCACAACUGGUGCUGGACAACAGUUUGUUAUUACUUCCCAGGUUCCUGGUCUCACACAGGUUAUACCAAGCAAUGCAACAACAAACUCUAAUAUUCAACAAGUCGGUGUUACAAGACUUGUUAAUAUUAGCAGUACUCCACCACGUCCGAGUACUGUGGGAGUUGCAGGUGCAAGUGGUUCACCUCUCCCAUCUCCCUCUCGACAGAAUUCACCUAAAGUUGUUCUAGCAACGUCUCCAAAACUUGUUAGAACCUCUAUCGGCAACAUGUUCGUUGCUCCAACAUCUCAAGCUUCUAUGCAAUCCCCGCCAGCAAGGAAAAAGUUGAAGUUAGCAGAUUCUACUGAGAAGCCUAUUAUGUGUAUAGAUGAUGCUGUAGGCUAUAGAAGAAGAAUUAUGGAACAUAAGAUGAAGAGAAUGCGUGCAAUAAGGGAGAAAUAUGCUGAAAACGCAUCUGAAUUGUUCUUUCUACAUGCUGGUGGCAAUAUGAUGGAUUUUCAAACUUGGAAGAAGAGACAACCAUCGCCUCAGUAUCUGCAUUUUUUACGGCAAAAUAGAUUAGAUCCAGACGACGAUGAUGAAGAUUUAACAGUGCCACUGCCAGUAAUAUCAGAAAUUCCAUUACCACCAACUGUUACACCAACUGUCUCUUCAAUAGUUUCUGUGAAUCAAUGUGCUGACGUAAAAAUUUCUGGUAUAAACGUUACGCCAGUUGCAGUGUCUACAACCUUACCUGCUGCAGUAGCUCAACUUAAUCAACAAGGACAUGUACCAGGUAGGCCUCAAGGGGGCCGCCAUGGCAUGGUGUUUGCCUUCAGAGCAGCAAUUCAAUCUUCACCAGUCACCGUUCACUCUCCACCUACUUCUACUCUAGCACCCACGCUCAUUAUAGGUAGUGCACCGGUAGUUUCGAGUUCCCCGAAACACAUAACAACUACAGUAGUAGCAACAUCAGCAGCUCCAGUUGCAGACAAACUAUCUACAACGGUUACAACAGUCACAACCACUACUACCACUACUACUUCGACUAUAACUGUUGUUUCUACUCCUAUUCCUACUCCUACUCUUACUGCAACGAUCACUACCACAGCAUCAAAAAUGUCUACUGCGCCUACUAGUACUUCCUCUACACCAGUUAUAAAGCUUGUUAAAUUACCAGCCUCUAAUUCAACAUGUGAUAUCACAAAUAAUCAAGAACAAAUUGUAGAAAAAGCAAAACAGGAAGCAUACGUCAUGCAAAGGAUUGCCGAGUUGCAGCGAGAAGGAUUGUGGUCGGAAAGAAGAUUACCUAAAGUGCAAGAACCACCUCGUACAAAAGCUCAUUGGGACUACUUGCUUGAGGAAAUGGUGUGGUUGGCUGCUGAUUUUGCUCAAGAACGGAAAUGGAAAAAAGCGGCAGCGAAAAAGUGCGCGCGCAUGGUUCAGAAGUAUUUCCAGGAGAAAGCAAUUCAAGCGCAAAAGGCCGAGAAGUCGCAAGAACUCAGAUUAAAGAAGAUCGCUAGUUUUAUAGCCAAGGAAAUCAAAACUUUCUGGACGAAUGUGGAAAAGUUGGUGGAGUAUAAGCAACAAACAAGACUGGAAGAGAAAAGAAAACAGGCGCUGGAUCAACAUUUAAAUUUUAUCGUUGGACAAACUGAAAAAUAUUCAACAUGGUUGACAGAGGGACUCAAUAAAACAGACGGUCCUCAAAGUAUUCCGGCGUCCAUUAAUAGUUCACGAAUAUCUUCUCCAGUUCCGCCCGGAAAAUCUCAUUCUGAUGAGGACUUUCAACCCAAUCAAAGUUCAGAUGACGACGAAGAAACUAUAGCAAAGGCAGAGGAAGAAUUGAAAUCCGUAACGAAUCACAAAGAAGAGGUUGAAUUAUUAAAGAGAGAAUCGGAAAUUCCAUUGGAAGACCUUCUGAAAGAUUUGCCUCCUGAUUACUUAGAAGAUAGAAAGAAAAAUUUGUCUCCAUCGAAAGAAAUUGCUGACGAAGGUAACGAUGAAAAGACCACGGAUGGCGAUACAGAUUUUGUUGCGGCAUCGGACGAAUCUUCAGACGAAGAAGAAACUAUAAUGGAACAAGAGAAAUUAGAAGAAAAUACGGAUUAUAAACAAGAAUUGGAUGAUCUCAAAGCUGAAAAUGAAAUGUCCAUCGAUGAACUUAUGAAUAAAUAUGGCAAUAUAUCGGAAGCUCCAAUGGAUGUUGAUCAAGAACUAGGACAAGAUUCUGAUAAAGAAAGCACAAAGGAAGAGGAGGGGCAGGAAAAUGACGAGGAAUCUAUCAGCAGUGAAAAUGAAAGUGAAGAAAGCGAUAACGAAGUCGGUGAACGGGAGUCUCAAACGCAAAGCGACAAUGAAACUGAUAUCGGGCUUAAAUCUCUUUUAGAAGAUAUUUCUAUGGAAAAAUCUACAGACGGAAAGGCUGCAGAAAUGGAUCAUUCGGACGCUCACGAUGAAAUGGACAAUGUGGCUGCAUUGGCGGAAAGUAUUCAACCGAAGGGAAACACUUUACUGACUACUAGUGUUGUUACUAAAAUUCCGUUCCUUUUGAAACACUCUCUCCGGGAAUACCAACACAUAGGAUUGGAUUGGCUCGUGACUAUGUACGAAAGAAAGCUAAACGGCAUUUUGGCAGACGAAAUGGGUUUGGGUAAAACGAUACAAACGAUUGCCUUACUUGCACACUUGGCAUGUGAGAAAGGUAACUGGGGCCCACAUCUUAUAAUAGUACCAACCUCUGUAAUGCUUAAUUGGGAAAUGGAAUGCAAGAAAUGGUGUCCUGGUUUCAAGAUUUUGACAUACUAUGGAACACAAAAAGAAAGAAAACAAAAAAGAACAGGUUGGACAAAACCCAAUGCUUUUCACAUCUGUAUCACAUCAUAUAAAUUAGUUAUUCAAGAUCAUCAAAGCUUUCGAAGAAAAAAAUGGAAGUAUCUUAUAUUGGACGAAGCUCAAAAUAUAAAAAAUUUUAAAUCACAAAGAUGGCAAUUGUUAUUGAAUUUUCAAACGCAGCGACGACUGUUACUAACGGGCACGCCACUUCAAAAUAAUCUUAUGGAACUUUGGUCUCUAAUGCAUUUUUUAAUGCCAAAUGUAUUUCAGUCACAUAGAGAAUUCAAAGAAUGGUUCAGCAACCCCGUCACAGGCAUGAUUGAAGGAAACAGUGAAUACAAUGAAAACAUUAUUCGUCGUCUGCAUAAGGUAUUACGGCCAUUUUUAUUACGUAGAUUGAAAACAGAAGUAGAAAAACAAUUGCCUAAAAAAUAUGAGCAUGUGGUGAUGUGCCGUUUGUCGAAACGACAGCGAUAUCUGUACGAUGAUUUCAUGUCUAGAGCAAAAACAAAGGAGACUUUGGCUAGUGGUAAUCUAUUAAGUGUGAUUAACGUGUUGAUGCAGUUACGUAAAGUCUGCAAUCAUCCAAAUUUGUUCGAAGUGAGACCGACAGUUUCGCCCUUUCAAAUGGAAGCUAUCGAAUUUGUUACGGCUUCGUUGGUGUGGAAUGUCCUUGAUUACGACCCAUUUAAGCAUAUCGACUUAUCUAGUAUGAAUCUCCUUCUAUGCGAUUUGGAACUGUCACUUACCGCUUUCGUUGCGCAUAGAGUAAGACGAUUACGAACGCCACGAAGGCUUAUAGAAGAAAUAGAUACUCUACCGGAUCCACCGCCAAGAUGUCCACCAGGAAAAAUUAAAAUCAAUGUCAGACUAUCCAAUCAAGCCAAACCACCGUCUACACCGCAGCAAACUCAAACGAAACUAAAAAAUUUCGCUGGCAUCUUACCCAGUACUCGCGUUGGAACAUCCCCUCUAAUUAAAACAUUAAAUAAUCAAAGCACUGCGGGACAAGGUGUCACUUUGAGGGUAUCAGGUGGUCAACAAUUGCAAGGAUACUCAGUUCAAUUAGUUCAGCAUCAGGGCAGUGUGAAAGCCAUCCCUGUUGGAACACUAGCACAUAACCCACAAAGUACAACAGUGACACCAAGUACAGCAGCAACGAAUGCACCGAGGAUUACAGUAGGAAAUGCGAAUAUCAAAGAUGGACUGCAACGACUAACCACGCAGACAGUCACAGUUAAACAAGGUGAUUCCGUCCAAAGAAUAGCAGUGCCUAGUUUUGCACAGCUGGUUCAAACAUCUACUGGUAGACAUAUCAUUCUGACUUCGAAUCAGCAAAACACUAACACAGUUUCCUUUCCAGUAAUUUCUCCAAGCGGACAACGCUUGACAGUUUUAUCAAAAUCUUUGAUGGGCAUAUCUACUUCGGCAACUACGGUGAACAAAGUUGUUGGAGGGAUGGUUACGACGUCAAGUGGAACCAGUGGAAGACCCGUGAUGAGAGUACCACCUCUGAAUGUGACUGGUUCCCAGGCACAGCCCUCGACUGGUAACGGGCAAUCUCCUCAGCAAUCCAUUCGUUGUGGUAUUGUUACUAGACACGCACAAAAGGAGUCUGAAAAGGCACAAACGAAGGAACGUCCCAAGUCCGAAUUUCAUUUGCCGCAGUUGGAAGAAGAACGAAAGCAAAGGAGGCAAGACAAGCUCCGCCUUCUCACAAAUAUCAAUGAAAGAAGAUGCGCGGCAUGUCCUCUGUACGGUGAAGAUCUGUUCAUGGCGUUAAGGAUUGGUAAACCAUCUACAGCUUGUCGGUGGCAUAAUGGUUGGGUACAUUGUGCAUCCGCCAAAGAUGACGUUCGUACCCGCAGACAAUUUUUUUCCCGUACAGAAGCACUCGCGGAAGCAAUCAACAGUACAGAACAAAUCGUUGAAGAGCUUAAGGAAGUUUUUGAAAGGUUUGUUGUUCAUGUUCCUGCUGUGUGCGCACCCACGCCACGUUUUCACGUUUCUCAUCCACCUCCACACAAACUGUUCGCCCAGAGGCGUAUGCAAAUGGCGUUGCAACGUUAUUUGUCGCCGAAAUUCGCAUUGUUCCAUCCAGUAGCUAGUGCAAUGAUGACUCAGUUCCCAGAUCCUCGACUGAUACAGUAUGACUGUGGAAAACUACAAUCCCUUGAUCGACUUCUUAGGAAGCUUAAGUCAGAUAACCAUAGAGUUUUAAUUUUUACACAAAUGACAAGAAUGUUGGACGUUUUAGAAGCUUUUCUUAAUUUCCACGGCCAUAUAUAUUUGCGUUUAGACGGUACCACCAGGGUGGAUCAACGACAGGUUUUGAUGGAACGAUUCAACGGCGACAAACGAAUAUUCUGUUUCAUUUUGUCGACAAGAUCUGGAGGUGUGGGCGUGAAUCUUACAGGCGCCGAUACCGUUAUAUUUUAUGACAGCGAUUGGAAUCCUACCAUGGAUGCCCAAGCGCAGGAUAGGUGUCAUAGAAUAGGUCAGACACGGGAUGUACAUAUCUACAGGUUAGUAAGUGAAAAGACUGUGGAAGAAAAUAUUCUAAAGAAGGCCAAUCAGAAGCGAUUGCUCGGGGACUUGGCCAUCGAGGGAGGCAACUUCACGACUGCUUACUUUAAGAGCUCUACCAUCCAAGAUCUCUUCAACAUUGAUCAAACGGAGAAUGAUGCUUCGGCGCGAAUGGCGGAGGUGUUGGAGCAGAACAAGGAUCGUGAGAAAUUCCUGCAGAAGGAGGGUCAAGGACAAAGCGUUGAUGACAAGGUAGCGAUGGGGGCGUUAGAGAGUGCACUCGCUGCCGCUGAGGAGGACCUUGAUGUUCAAGCAGCAAAAACUGCCAAGGCGGAAGCUGUUGCCGAUCUGGCAGAGUUCGAUGAGAAUAUACCUUUGGACGAGGCGGAUAAGGAUGACAUGCAAGUCAGCAAAGCUGAGCUUGAGGUGCAAAACCUGGUAUCUCAGCUCACACCCAUAGAACGUUACGCGAUGAAAUUUGUCGAAGAGUCUGAGGGCGCAUUCUCGGCAGCUCAACUAGCGGCUGCAGAACGCGAGCUAGAAGAGCAGAAAAAGGAGUGGGAGUUGGAUCGGCUGCGAGCGUUGCGCGAGGAAGAAGAGAGGCGGAUGAGGUUAGCCGAUGACGACGAGAAACCCUUAACGUUCGGCCGCGAGGAUGCGCAGAAUCAGGUUAAUAAUGCUAGUAAUUCUAAGAAAUUAGUCAGUAAGAAAUUGCCGGCGAAUAGGGGGAGAAGGAGGAGCUCGCGUAGGAACAAUAGUAAAAGUGCUCAGGAGACGGAAAGUGAAAGCGAAACGACCACGGAAUCGGAGUCAGAAUCGCAAGAGGAUGCUGUGGAAGACAGCCUUGAUGAGGAGUCAAGUCACACGGAGAGUCAGAGCCAAGGCGACGAGGAUGACGAGGAGGAGGAGGACGAAGCAAAUGAUUCCGAGCGAGGAGGAUAUCCUAAGCGUAAGAACCGCUCCAACAAAUCGUUCAGCCAGAAUCACUUUGAUCUGAACAGUCCCCGUACGAGAUCCAGAGGAAACGUGAAGAUAAAUCUGUGGACAUUGGACGUGAGUCCGAUUUUGCCGGGCAUAAAGCCAAAGUGUCGUGGUAGAGCGAGCAAUAUGAGAAAGCAGAGAGAGAUGGAGAUGAGAAUGAAGGCGGAAGAAAGUUUUGUGUUGCCUCUGCCGCCAUCUUCGAGUCCGAAGAAGCUGAAUGCUACUGUUAGAUCGGACGACGAGUUUAGGGCAGCGAAUCUGAAAGAGGACACAGAUUUGAAACGCGUCGAAGUGAACAGCAAGCUCUCGUCUAGCAGAGGCUCAACCGAGAAUGUUGAGGAUCGCAAGACCAUUGUGAAUCAUUGCGAUGCCGCGUCUUCGUCAAGGGCGAACAGUAAAAAGGACACACAGAAGGAUAGAGAUGAAUUCAGCUACGUUUCAAAUUCUUCGGAAGCAGAAGUUUGUGCUCAACUGGACGAGUCUGUAUCCAGUGGUCACCAGGAGGAAUUUUUGGACGCAAAAGUCGAUGACGAGGAGACACAGGAUCGAAUUGACUUCACUGCAUAUGAGUCAACUGAGCAAAGUAAUUGCGCGGGCGAAGCAGAUUCUAGCGGGGAAAUCGAGAAUCCUGAUGCCAGUAUUCUUUCACAGACUGGGAGCUCAUGCUCGUCCGCUGCGGAGUCGGGUACGUUGAAGAUGAUAUCGGAUUCGGAUUUGACCGAGGAAAUAAAUGUUUCCGAAAGUUUAAUAACCGCGCCCUUCAAGAGCAACACAGUUCUUCAGGAGUUAAAUGAGACCACUUCGAAAUCGUCGACGGAUAAAAUAAUCAGUUCGACUUCGGAGAAUUCUGUCACCAGUGAAACAGUCCGAGAUUCAACGGAGAAACUAGAGUCAGAAAUCAACGUCGCUGACGAAAGUAACAGCGAUAAGAGACCAGAAAGUCCUGUCGAAUCGAGCGAACGAUGCAACGAUUAUGUAGUCUCUGACGUAAAGAACGAGACAGUCAAUGAUAGCGAGUACACAUCUGUGAUAGAAACAAGCUCUAGUCAGAACAUCGGUAGCGAAGAAGAGGAAGAAAAAGGAGAAAGCCGCACUAAAUUCAACGAAGAAGAAAAGCGAAACGACAACAAUAAACAGACUCCAUCUUCUAUGGAUGUCUCUGAAUCGGGCGACACGGUCGAGUCUGAUUCUUCCUUAGAAAUCAAGCUCAAGUCUCGUAAAACGGAAACCGUGUCCUAUGGGGUGACAACGAGAAGUGGAAAGAUAAACUUCACGGUUGAGAUCACUGAAAGCAAAGAUACGUAUUCUGAAACAUGCUACGCCGAACCGAACGUACCAAAGCACAAUCAGGAAAACGAAAAUUCAAUUGUCAGUAAAAAGGAAGCGUGCAAGGUAGCCCCGAUAAGGAGGCCGGACACGCCGAGACCCUUGGAGCAAGGUAGAAUAACGAGAUCUAGCGCCGGGCGUUCAUUAACGCCGCCGCCGAGCAACAGUUCUUCGAAAUCGGUCCAGAGAAGACAUCAACCAGACAUUCCACUAAUUGAGGGCUCUAAGUUAUCUCCCAGACCAGUAACGAGGUCUACGUCCAUUGUAAACUCCCCAAUAAGGAAUGAGGAACAGAAUGUCUCCUCUUACGAAAAGCCAACUACAAGAAGCUCGAAGUCCUUGGACAACGGUUUCCUAAGCCCCGCACCAUCGGAGUUGAAAGACGCUGGUAGUCCUACUGCAAAGCCUAAGAAGAGUCUAACCGAGAUCGUCGCACCUGUAAAUACGAGUACCGUAAAAAGACGACCGGACACACCGGUCCCAACAUUCGAGCAGAUGUCGAGGGUUACGCGGUCGGGUCUCAACUUUACCUUAAACUCGGGAAAGUCGUCCAGUCCUAACCACGUGGCUGUCCCUUUGAAAAGCAACAAGCACAUCCGGAAGUCAGACGCAGAGGCCAAAGCACAAGAGUUUUUGUCGCCUGCGAAAACACUCGCCGACACUCUCAGUACGGAUUCGAAUGGCAACGCGGUCGCCUCCGAGGAGUUCGGGAAGCAGGACGAUUCAGGAUUUACGGAGAUGAACGAGAAGCCACAACGGACGGCUAAGGUGGUAGCGAUCCUCACACUGGACACCAGAAGCAAUCACAGUAGCAAGGCCUCGAGCUCCGUGAAGACGAACUCUACUGACAAUAAGAGCCUCGGUAAGAAGAACGACUCUACCACGUCGUCUGACAAAAACUGUCUUCUAAGGAUCUCCGAUGUCACGUCAAACUGCAAACUCGAUGGCUGGUGUGGCACCGGGCUGGAUAAUGCCCCCGCAGUUCUCACAAACGUGGCUAGUACUUACGCUUCUGGUAAGACAGGCAAAGCGACAGUGAGUAAGGCCGGAUCGCCGUUGAACUCCAAACUGAAGACAGAGAAAUUACUGCCCGUGAUCGCCCUGGUCGAUUUAGACAAUGAUUCCAGUUACGAUUCGUCGGAUGGGUCUAAGAGAUUGCGUCGGAAGAUCAAAAGAACUCGCCUGACCUCGUUCUCCAAGCCCCUCGGCGGCAAAGUGGAGAUAGAGGAUAAGUUGGAAGAACAGGAGGAACAGAUCCCACCGACCAAGAAGUCGAUCCGGUCCCAGCUCUCGCCUUCUUCGUCCUCUUCUCCUCCUCCUACGUCGCAGACGGCGCAGUUGGGUAAGAUCACCAGCGGUACCGUGUCUUGAGUCUCGCUGAGGCUGUAUCGCUGUAAGAUUUAGCAGCAGGAUUGUAUAAAAGAUUCCUGGAGCAGGUGUAACGCAUCAUCCGACUUCUUGUACGCAUCGAUUUUUCUUUCUUCUUUCUUUCUUUCUUUCUUUUUGUUUCUCUCUUUUUUCUAUGUCCUUUUCUUUUUUUAAUUUCACGUAAUCAUCAUCAAGCCCACGUUGUACAUAUUAAUGGAAACGAUCUAAGAGAAGUAGGAGAAACUGAGAGGUGAGACACGUUCAAUCUUUUCCGUUGUACUGGGUACACGCGUGUAAUAUUUUUAGCCUUGUAAAUUUGUGCUCUCCUGUAAAGGUUUCCCCGCGUAAAUGUUUCCAUGCGACAUUGUAAUUUAUACACUCGGUGAUAUAUAGAAGCGAAGGAGAGAUAAUGUGGGAGGAAAAUGGGAAGGAGUUUCAGACACAUUCGACUGUAUCAUAUUAGGUAAUAGUUAACGAGAAUUCACACACGCAAACAAUUCUACCGUCUAGUUUAGUUCGUUAUGGACGCUGCAAAUUAUAUGGGCCGCGGCUCCGCGCGCGCAAUUGUUGCGUUUACAAGCGAGGAGAUAUCCGCCAAUUGGAAAUAAUAGACAGUCGAUUUGUCGGGGAGGUAGAACAAACGAUAGACAGUAAAAAAAAAGAAAAUGGGAACGGAAAACAAAUGACAAAAUCUGUGAACGCGCCGUACUUUGCUCUCGUGUGUAACGCCUUGUAUAUUACAUAACUCACAAGGUGACAACCUGAUUACAUUGCUAGACUUAAGGAGUUACUCGUUUAAUGGUAUGCCCCACUGUAAUAUUUAAGUUGCGUGCCUGUAUUUUGUAUGAUCGAGUGAGUCCAAGGAAGGAAAUAAAACUAAUUCCUUGCUACGAAGA